Messenger RNA from Fraxinus pennsylvanica, 459 nucleotides. Lineage: Eukaryota; Viridiplantae; Streptophyta; Magnoliopsida; Lamiales; Oleaceae. The record is from the annotation of a GenBank genome assembly.
AUGGACUCUGAAAAACCUAUUGAGGCUGGAAAGAUGUAUACUGCUUCUUGUUCUAAAUCCUCGGCUGAGGAACAGAAGGCAAAGUUUAAGAAAAAUGCACCUCCCAAGGAGAAACAGAAAAAGAAGUUUCACGCAAAUGCAUCACCAGCAGGUUUUACGGAACUAACCAGCAAGUUCAAAGAGACAACAUAUGGAAAUCCUGCUAUAGGGAAAAAAGACAAGAACGCUGGUCAGAUAUGGGCAAUUUACAGUGAUGAGGAUACUUUUCCCAACUACUACGGUCAGAUUCAAAAGAUUGAUGAAAAGAGGCCAAUUUUAGAAUCACUGCAAACUGUAACUCUUAACAGGCGGCGAUUCCCAAAAUUCCGCAUCAGUUUUCCCUCCAAAUUUUGUUUCUCUUUUUCUCAAACCCUAACUCCUCUAGCACUCGCGAGGGCGCAUAUGAAUUGCUAUGGAUGA